Messenger RNA from Oncorhynchus gorbuscha (pink salmon), 2311 nucleotides. RefSeq lists its product as uncharacterized. The transcript has 6 exons. The record is from RefSeq and is a predicted model, not a curated record. NCBI's taxonomy places the organism in Eukaryota, Metazoa, Chordata, Actinopteri, Salmoniformes, Salmonidae. The coding region runs from base 1 to 2235 and encodes 744 amino acids.
AUGGUGGCCGAGGGGCACUCGGAGAAGCGUGUCCAUGUGAAGGACUUGGAUGAGGUCUACGACUCAAACCUGGUCAACAGGUUCACAGAGGGAGUCACCCUCAACUACAAAUACCUCCAGCGCUUGGAGGGGCGGCUGGACAUGAAGAAGCUACAGAUAGACAGACUGAACGCUGAAGCGAACUUUGACCUCUCUUCCUGCUGCUGCUAUGGUUCUGACUCCUGCUCUGGUGGACCCUCCUGCAGCUACACCUCUGACUCCUGGUCUGAGAGGUCCUCCUGCAGAUACACCUCUGACUCCUGCUCUGGGAGGUCCUCCUGCAGCUACACCUCUGACUCCUGGUCUGAGAGGUCCUCCUGCAGAUACACCUCUGACUCCUGCUCUGGGAGGUCCUCCUGCGGAAACACCUCUAGAACUAAAACACAUUCUAGAUCACAUUGUAGAUCUUCCAGGUCCUCCUCCAGACCUAGUGGUGGUGACUGCAGCACCUGCCGACACUGUAACAAACGGCCGGACAGGUUCCUGGGCGAUAGUCUGGAUAGUCCCUACCCAUUGGAUAGCCUGGAUUGCCCUCACCCAUUGGAUAGCCCCAGCCCAGUGGAAAGCCCCAGACAACCAUUUAGUCUUAGCCCACUACCAGGAGAUGAUAAGGGGCACGUCAGAUACUACGGCUCCACGCAAGCCUCCAACACCUCCUGCCGUUCGACUCGCCACUCCUCUGAAAAUGCCUCCCAAUGGUUCUCUCCCAGCCCCUCGAGCUCCUCUAAGUACGUGAAUCCUUCUGACUCUCGGCUGCCUCUGGAAUAUCAUCAAAGCCCUCGGCAGCCUACUAUUGGUUACUACGACACCACCAAGAUGGAGGACAAAGGGGACUAUGUUCCUGUGGUUGCUACUACUGUUAAAUUUUCACCUGGCUGCAAAGACCGCUCCAACCCCGCUGACUGCUCCGAGACUCAGAAGGCCAACUGUGUAGACCAUUCCAAGACUCCGAUGACAGUGUUUGAGAUCGUUCCAGGGAAAAGUGACCCACCUGUCCUGCACAGCUGGAACCAACGACGCCUAGAGGUAGCCCAUAAUGAGAGACUGAAGGGAGGAGGGACCAACACCACCUCUAACCUGACCUCUACCUCCACCCACCUCGAAACCACCCAGUCCACCUCAACCUCAUCUCAGGCUAAAACAAGAAGGAUCGCCAGGAAAACCACCAGCCUUCCAGACUUCUCCCCGCAGCGUGUCAACAACCCUCCUAGUCUCAGUGGGUUGGAGGGUAAAGACAAGCCGUCCAUCCGGAUGUACCUGCAGGGUGGGGCCCAGAUCACCUUCAUCACCCAGGAUAUCCAGGAGAAGCUGGAGUCCCAUGUCCGUCGCAAGCAGAGCCAGUGCCUCUGGGGAUUCCCCAAGCUGGUUACCAGGUACGUGGGAGACCACCUUGCCGACCUGGCUGCCCAGGCCCCCUCCGCUUCCGGCGACAGCAAGACGGUUAAAAUCCCUGGCAAGAUCAUGGGCAACGUAAGCGACCAUGUUGGCCGAGGGCAGCGAAACACAGAGUUGUGUUUCAGGCUGAGUAACAGGACAAGGCCAGGGGAGGAGAGAGAGGAGACCCAGGCUACUAGUCCUGCAGCUACAGCCAAACUCAAGGACAAUUUAUACAGCUCACCUGCCAACAGCAGGCCUGUGGAGAAGACUCCCUUCACCAGCACCAGCAGCACCACUACUCCCCAGCCAGCCGAGACCCACACUACCAGACCCACCCAGACCAGCCGAUCUCUGGACGAGUCCUCCCUCCAGAUGGCCCUGAACCCAGUGACCCUGACCCAGGAGAGACGCCAGCUGGAGAUGCAUGUGAAGAGCUCAAACCCCCCCCUCCCUGGCAUGGUGGCCACCAGCCAGACAACCCUUUCCUCAGCAACCAGGCAGCCAACUAGGCAGCCCAUCCAGGCAGCAGCCCUCGACCCUCUGAAAUGCCCUGCGCUACUAAGGCGGAGGGAUCCGUCGGCAGCGGAGGGAUACGCGUCUUCUAUGGACCCAGAGGCACCGAGGUGUCAAGAGGAGAAUCUGGUGAUGAAGCCCACAUCUUCGGCCACCCCUUCGACCUCCUCAGCCCACCCUCACAGCUCAGCUCUGGAGACUUGGACCGGCAUAGACACUGUCUCAGGACCCCGCUCUGCCUCCACCCCCAUACGACUGUUGUGUUAUGACACGGACACAGAAAGGCUAUUUGUGUUUACUACAUAGAUCUACAUGGACUAUUUGUUUUGGUACCAGACGAUUCAGAACUGAUACAUUUUCUUUAACUAAUAAAAAGGUUUUG